Molecule: messenger RNA, 1113 nt
Organism: Styela clava
Lineage: Eukaryota; Metazoa; Chordata; Ascidiacea; Stolidobranchia; Styelidae
Source: RefSeq, a predicted model, not a curated record
AUGAAAUUGCUUUUCAGUUAUCUAUUAACAUUGAUAGUAGCUUCAUUCGUUGCAAUAUCGUUUGUAUGGACUUACUGGGAAGCCGAGAGAACAGUUAUCUCUAGAAAUUUCCAAGAUAUUAAACUCGUAAAACAUAAUUCGGGACCAAAGUUGGAAGAUGCACUUAUUGAAAGGAAAACUCUGUUAUAUACGGCGUCUGAAAAUAACACCAAACAAGUUACUAGUACUGCACCUGCUAUAAAGACCACCACUGCCGCGAGCUCAAAACCUGUUAGAAUUGAGACUAUUACUAAAGGGAUUCCGAAGAAAGCGGAACCAUCUCAAAAACUUUUGAAAUCUAAAAUCGUUUUUUACAAUCGAGUAGGAAAGUGUGGAAGCAGGUCUUUACUUCAUCUAGUUCGUGUUUUAGGAAACAUGAAGGGGUUUAAUGUAUUCAGCUCCAAUGACGUUGCUACCGACCAUCCAAAUUCGACCGAAGUCGAAAAAGAAAUGAAAAAAAUUUCUAGUUUUAUUAAAAAACCGACUAUAUAUAAUCGACACAUACAUUUUCUGGAUUUCAAAGCAGUUGGGCUUGAGGAACCUAUCUAUAUAAAUAUGAUACGAGAUCCCAUACAGCGAUUUUCAUCCCAGUAUAAUUAUCUUAAAUACGGAGACGCCGCUUGGAAAGACAAAAAACCCAGGAAUGAUUUACCAGAUAUUAAUGAAUGUGUAAUGAAAAACAUUUCGUUGUGCAAUAACAAGGGUUUCAUGUUCUACAUUGGUUUAUAUUUUUGUGGGUUUGAUGCAGUUUGUUCAAUCAAAUCCCGCGACAGAGUCGAAUUAGCAAAGAAACAUAUCGAUGAGAAUUAUUAUGCGAUUGGAUUAACAGAAGAAUUCGAAAAUACCAUAAAAUUACUGGAAAAAAUGCUUCCAAGUUUUUUCGAAGGAAUUACAAGUUUAUGGAAUGGAAACAUGAAAACGUGGAAGUCUAAGACGACGACAAAACGAAGAGAAAAUUUGACCGAAGAAUCAAUUGAAAAAUUAAAAAAUAGUUAUUUUCUAGAUGAAUAUGAAGUUUAUAAUCACGGUCGAAAAAAAUUUGAUCGACUUAAAAACGAAUUUGGUAUUCAAUGA